This is a messenger RNA of Vespa crabro (European hornet), 523 nucleotides long. RefSeq names its product dynein axonemal light chain 4-like. NCBI's taxonomy places the organism in Eukaryota, Metazoa, Arthropoda, Insecta, Hymenoptera, Vespidae. Gene Ontology annotation, biological process: microtubule-based process. The coding region runs from base 100 to 408 and encodes 102 amino acids. The record is from RefSeq and is a predicted model, not a curated record. The transcript is spliced from 2 exons. Gene Ontology annotation, cellular component: dynein complex. Gene Ontology annotation, molecular function: dynein intermediate chain binding; dynein light intermediate chain binding.
GCAUGCGUACGCCUGGCAAAUGGCAACCAUUCUAUUUCGUAACAAAUCGGGUAACGUUCUAUUUGGAGUGGUUUCUGAAUGUAUUAGAUAAUUUUCAGAAUGACAGAAGUGAAAAAAGACGAUGUUGUCAAAAUUCUACACACUUAUCCACUCUGCAGAAAAUGCGAUAUGUCUGAUGAGAUGAAACAAGAAGCUAUGGAAUUAUGCGUGACAGCUGCAGAAAAAUAUGCCGAUAAUUAUGAGAGUGUUUCUCGAAUGAUCAAAGAAACGAUGGAUAAAAAAUUUGGAGCUUCAUGGCAUACAGUUGUCGGUGAAGGUUAUGGAUUCGAGAUAACGUAUCAAUUAAAACAUUUGUUAUACAUGUACUGUGCUGGUAAUUUAGCAAUAUGUAUUUGGAAAUCUGCAUAAUUUAAUUUAUUCAAAAAUUAGAGAAAUCAUUUUUUUUUACAUGUGAUUAAUAUGUAUGUACGAUUUGUGAAUUUUAUGAAUGCUAAUAAGUUAUAUUAAAACUUGUUUUUUCAAG